This is a messenger RNA of Eupeodes corollae, 2263 nucleotides long. RefSeq names its product probable ATP-dependent RNA helicase Dbp73D (gene Dbp73D). Gene Ontology annotation, molecular function: ATP binding; nucleic acid binding. The coding region runs from base 111 to 2171 and encodes 686 amino acids. The transcript has 4 exons. Gene Ontology annotation, cellular component: nucleus. The record is from RefSeq and is a predicted model, not a curated record. Lineage: Eukaryota; Metazoa; Arthropoda; Insecta; Diptera; Syrphidae.
GUUUUGGUUUGAAGGCACGUGCUGCUUUGACAGUUCGACUCCAUAUACAUCUUUUACAAUAUUUUUGUUCAUUUUCUAAGUAAAGUUUGUUUAUAUUUUCAUAAUUUAAAAUGGAAUUAUUCUCAGUGAAAAGGUAUACCGAGGGCGAACAAUUCACCGACGAUCCAAGUAAAGAAGAUGAAAUUCUCCAGAAACUUUUGAAAAAAGUCCAAUCACGAAAAAGUACACAAAGUGUCGAAACUUCUAAUAAUGUUUCCGAUAUCCCAGUCGUCAAAGAAAAUCAACCAGAAUCAGAAGGAGAAGAGGAAGAAGAAAAAGAUGAAGCAACAGAUUCCCCAAAGAAAGCAAAAUUAUCAGACGAACCGACCGAAUCGACCAGCGAAGACUUCCAAGUACUCGGCUCAAAUGUGUUCGACCGCAAGCCCAAAGUCGAAAUGGUUCUACCUCCUUGGUUGGCACACCCAACAGUCAUUGCAACGAGUAUUGUUGAGUCGACAGAGCAAGAGGAUAGCUCGGUGCAUAAAUCUCCUUAUCUGUCCGAGCAUGUGAAAGAAUCACUCAAAGAAUUAUCCAUUGACAAUUUAUUUCCCGUCCAAAAGUCAGUAAUUCCUUGGAUGCUUGCAGCCCACUCAAAACCCUUCCCCUUUCGGCCAAGAGACAUUUGCGUCUCUGCGCCGACAGGUAGUGGCAAGACGCUUGCCUUCGCUGUGCCCAUCGUUCAGUUGUUAGAAAAUCGCGUUGAAAAGAAAAUCCGUGCUCUCGUAGUACUCCCAGUGGCUGAAUUGGCCCUGCAGGUCUAUAAAGUCUUCAAAAAACUCACAGAAAAGACAACACUUAACGUAGUCAUUCUGUCGAAAUCAUUUCCAUUCCAUCUGGAGCAGCAAAAGCUUGUUGAAAUAUACAAGGGAAAAUUUUACUCCAAAGUUGAUAUUGUGAUUACAACACCUGGUCGGCUAGUGGAGCACCUGCAUGCCACAAAUGGAUUUUGUCUGAAAUCCCUAAAGUUCCUUGUCAUUGACGAAGCAGACAGAAUUAUGAACCAAGUCCAUCACAACUGGCUGUACCAUCUGGACAAUCAUGUCAAAACCACAUCGGAUAUGUUGCUUUCUGGGCGGGCAGCCCCUUUGUGCAUCAAUGAACUAGAAUCUUCUGCUUGCACCCAACCCCACAAAAUGCUUUUCUCUGCAACUUUAUCACAAGAUCCUGAAAAACUGCAAAGUAUUCGGCUUUUCCAGCCUAAGCUUUUCACAUCGGUUCUAACUAAGCUCGAUGUUGGUGAGAAAUCCACCGAUGUCAAGUCUGCGGAAAUUCGGGAUGAAUUCAUUGGCAAGUACACAACUCCGGCUGAGUUGACUGAGAAGUACUGCAUAACCGAGAGUCGCAUCAAACCAUUGACGCUUUACUCUCUCAUCACCGAGAAUAAAUGGACCAAGUUCUUAUGCUUUACUAACAGUGUGGAAUCCUCGCACAGAUUGGCGUAUGUUUUGAAAAUCCUCUUUAAAGACACUCUGAUGAGCAUUGGUGAAUUAUCAGCGGGCUUGAGUGGCAAGGUACGUACAAACGUCCUCAGUUCCUUUGCCCGAGGAAAAGUCAAUGGAUUGAUAUGUUCUGAUGCUUUGGCGCGUGGUAUUGAUAUACCAGAUGUUGAUAUUGUGAUUUCCUACGAUCCAGCAAGACACAUCAAGACCUACAUCCAUAGGAUAGGAAGAACAGCUCGUGCUGGUCGGCCAGGAACAGCAAUAACUUUGCUAACACAAAAGGAACUCAAUAGUUUCAAUCACACCCUCUCUGAAGUUGGCAAAGCAAUAACCGAAGAAAUCAAGGUGGCAACCAACGUCGAAGAAAGCAAUGCUAAAGUUUAUGCUUCAGCACUUGAAUCGCUCCGCAAGAAAGUCGAAUCAGAUAAGCACUCGAAGAUUAUCAUUAAAAAUAUUGCUAAAGAAAAAGCUAAGCUUGUCAAUACAAAUAAAACUGAUAUGACAUUGAUGGAGAAACUCCAAGUGCAAGUGACGAAGAGAGUUUUGCAAGGAGCUGAGGCAAAAGACGGCCAUAUUCUAGUUAAAGAACGUAAAAAGAAAAAUCCAAUGAAGACGUUCAAAGAGAAAAAAUUAAACAAAGUGGCUAAAGGUUCGCAUACAAUUGGAAAAGCGAAACAGAAUAAAAAGAAAUGAGAUAUUUUCUAAUUAAAGUGAUCAAAUAGUUGAAAUAAAGGACGUUUUUAUUUUGUUUUAAUUUUACAAACAAAAAAGUUUAAAAUACUUUU